AUGGCCGACGAAACCAAGGAACAGCAGAAACCCAAGUCUCUUCCGAGCACCAAGACGCCCGAGCCACGGCUGGACCAGCAACUGCCAAACGGCCACGGCAACAUCACGCCCGACACUCCUGGUGUCUUUCCUUCUUUCGACUGGGAGGAUUUUGAGGCCCGUUAUGAGAAGGCUCUCGUCGACGCCGACGAGAAGGAGCGGGAGUUGUUGCAAGAGUUCGAAGGUCUUGUGAAGUACUUCAACGUCUGGGCAUCCACAUCCAGCGCCCACGACAACGACCGCGCCGUCAAGCGCCUUCACACAAGACAGAGAUUCGUCAACAUACAAGAAGAGAACAUGGCUCAGAAGCAGCGGCACAUGACGGAGGUCCUCCACGCAUUCCAGACCAACAUGGCCACUGUUUGCCCUGACCAGCCCCGGGCUCAGUUAGCCAUCCCAAACAUCAGCAAUGAUGAGUUGGUAUCAUUUUUCGAGUCGCACUUCUCCGACGCUGCCAUUCAAAAAUUCAGUACGGAUUUUCUGAGCCCUGAGAAGAACGCAGGCGCCACAGAUGCGAGUGUUUUGUACCAUGGUGACGUCGGCGAGGAAGACUACUACGAGGAAGAGGAGGAUGACCUCGGCUACUACCCUGACGGCGUGAAGCGCACGCUCACCGAUGAGCAGAUCGCUAUGUUCCGCCAUUCCGAAAUUGAGGCUUUGAGGAAAGAGGAGGAGAAGACCGCGGAGCGCCGCGCAGCUGCUCCUCAGCAAACGCUCGAAUCUGGCGAGGUCGGCGACCAUGUCGACACAAACGACACCGAGACAUAUCACCAGCCGUCCAAAACCAAGAACAAGAAAAAGCGGAAGGCUGGCAAAGCCAAAAACCAAGAACCGAAACCCGACCUGCGCAAACGAACCUGGGACGUCGUUGAAGCUGGUCUAGACUCGCUCGAUUACGACUGA
This is a messenger RNA of Colletotrichum karsti, 942 nucleotides long. RefSeq lists its product as uncharacterized. The record is from RefSeq and is a predicted model, not a curated record. The coding region runs from base 1 to 942 and encodes 313 amino acids. The transcript is spliced from 5 exons. Lineage: Eukaryota; Fungi; Ascomycota; Sordariomycetes; Glomerellales; Glomerellaceae.